Messenger RNA from Cylicocyclus nassatus, 965 nucleotides. The record is from the annotation of a GenBank genome assembly. Lineage: Eukaryota; Metazoa; Nematoda; Chromadorea; Rhabditida; Strongylidae.
CUUUCAGAGAGCAUAGCCCCUAAUCUUGUUAGUUCCACGCUAAUCAUAUGCUACUUCUUGGGAUCCUCAUCCAGAUGGCCGCGGUACAAGCAGCUCUAGAAGAUUGUCCAAUGCAAGCGCUACGUUCUAUCAUUCUUCAAGUACGCAGAGAGACCAGAGAUCCAGCAGUCCAAAAGCGGGUGAUACGACGAAUCGCUGAGGAACUUCAUGGGGGAGAUUGGGGCGUUAUCAUCGUUCGAGAUCCUACUUUGGCGUCUCGCGGGAAAGAAGUGAGUUGGGAAUUCCCUUACCAAAAUAUUUUGGACGGCACUCCUGGGUUUUGCCUUACCGUGAUCGAAGGAUGGCUGUACCACGUUGUCAAGGUAUGCGGAUAUGGGUACAGUGAUAAAGUGAACGUUGAAGGACUAGUGAAUAAGAUCCGAGAGCAAGCGACGCUCCAAAGCCAACCUCAGCCUUACGCCGCCACUAAAGAGAGAAGCCAGUCAAGAAAGGAAAGAUAUAAACCUAGGCGAGUGUCUACGCUCCUUGUAAGAAGAACAAUAGCUGGCCUCAUGCUACUUUUUGUGAUUCUCAUCAACGUAGUCGCAGUUCAUGCAGCUCUGGAGGACUGCCCAAUGCAAUCAAUACGUUCUAUUAUUCAAGAAGUUUACAAAGCGUCCAGAGACCCAGUGAUUCAGAAACGGGUUAUACGUCGAAUUGCUGAGGAGGUCCACGGAGGUGACUGGGGUGUUAUCAUUGUUCGGGAUCCUGCUCUGGCCAUUCGCGACGUAAACUGGGAGUUCCCUUACCAAAAUAAUGCAGACAAUUCUCCUGCUUUCUGUCUCACUAAAAUCAAUGGGUGGCUGUAUCACGUUAUAAAGGUACGAGGAUAUGGUCAAAGUGACAGAGUAAACAUUGAAGGGCUAGUAAAAAAGGUACGGCAGCAGGUGACGAACCAGCGGCUCCAAGUGCGUCGUAAGAUAUAA